Molecule: messenger RNA, 1009 nt
Organism: Aspergillus campestris IBT 28561
Lineage: Eukaryota; Fungi; Ascomycota; Eurotiomycetes; Eurotiales; Aspergillaceae
Product: SGNH/GDSL hydrolase family protein
Exons: 5
Coding region: 171-953 (260 amino acids)
Molecular function (GO): hydrolase activity, acting on ester bonds
Source: RefSeq, a predicted model, not a curated record
UAGACAACCGAUCCCGAUGAUCCGAUUUCUUUUGUCCCCGCAACCCCUCCAUCAUGUCUAUCCUCCUCGGUCCUGAAAACACUCGCCAUUAUUAGUUCUUGUUUUCUUUGUCCUAAUCAUUGUCCAAACUACCACCUGCAAGUAAAAAAUCAUACAUCAUCGACCCGAAUAUGUCGCAGGGCGCCCCGCAAUCGGCCGCCGAGGCCUUGUACCAACCGUACGACCAAUUCAUCCUCUUUGGAGAUUCGAUUACCCAGAUGUCUAGUAAUCAAGAGCUUGGAUUUGGUCUUCAGCCUGCGCUACAAGAUGCCUACAGUCGAAAACUGGAUAUAAUCAAUCGCGGGUUUGGAGGCUACACCACUGCCCAUGCUAUCAAGGUGUUCCCCAAGUUCUUCCCCACGCCGGAGAGAGAAAAUGUUCGGUUGAUGACUAUCUGGUUCGGAGCCAACGAUUCUUGCCAUCCUGGAAACAGCCAGCACGUCCCGCUGGACGUCUUCAAAGAGAAUCUGAGACAAAUUAUUCAACACCCCGCAACCCUGGCUCAGCAACCUAAAUUGAUCAUCUGCACCCCGACCCCAAUCAAUGAGCAUCAACUGGAAGUUUUCGACUCGGAGAAAGGGAAUGAGUUCCCCAGCCGAACAAACGGCUUUACGCGACAGUAUGCAGAGGCAGCUCACGAAGUGGCCACGUCGUUUAAGAUCCCCGUUGCGGAUCUUUGGACGGCAUUUAUGACCGCUGCUGGAUGGAAAGAGGGCGAGCCUCUGAUAGGAUCAAGAGACCUUCCGAGUAAUGACAAGCUCGGCAGCCUGUUCACAGAUGGGUUACAUCUGACCCCGGAUGGAUAUCGCAUUGCAUAUGAUGUUAUCAUGGAGACGAUCCGACGCAAUUGGCCUGACGAGGACCCUGAGCGUCUCCCCUUUGUCUUCCCUGGCUGGAUGGAGGCGCCCAAAUAGAGGCUUGAUCUGGCCUAGUCGCCGGGAAAACCGGGAAAUCAAUUUGGUCUAUAUUA